Molecule: messenger RNA, 3513 nt
Organism: Closterium sp. NIES-65
Lineage: Eukaryota; Viridiplantae; Streptophyta; Zygnematophyceae; Desmidiales; Closteriaceae
Source: the annotation of a GenBank genome assembly
AUGGCCAACUUAAAGACGUACCGGCAGCAGGAGGGGUUUCACGAUCGGAAGUCUGCCGUUCCGUCGACGGACGUUCCCCCGUUGGAGGACCCUCUUGCGGGUUAUAUAUUCGUGUGCAACAAUGAAACCAUGGAGGAUGACAUUAAACGCGAGCUUUUCGGCUUACCGCAGAAGUAUCACGAGUCGGUUCGGGGGAUUCAACCGGGAAUGCCGCUGUUUCUCUACAACUACACCACUCACCAUUUACACGGCGUCUUCGAGGCAUCAAGCGAAGGUGGCCUAAACCUAGACCCGUCGUUAUCGAAAUUUCCAUCACAAGUUAGGGUUCGUCUGCGGGAGCAACGGUCACCGCUGGACGAGACCAAGUUCCGUCGGUUCCUGUAUCACUACGACGGGCCCAAGUUCCGCCUCGAGCUCUCUUUGACCGAGGCCAACAACUUGCUGAGAGUCUUUGGGUUGCUGGAAGGGGAAGAAGGCAAGGGGGAGAAGAAGCAGCAGGGGGACGAGGAGGGCGGGCAGUGGGAGAAGGUCAAACCCAAGGGCAGGGGUAUGCGCGGCGGUUAUUCUGGCGGCGGUGGGGGGCAUUUCCGCGGGAAGAAGCACGGGCACCCGCAUCAGGGGGCGCAUUGGCGCUCCGCGCAGAACCAAGGGGGCAAUGGCGUGGGGCAUGCUGGGGGGGGCGGAGGGGGAGCAGGAGGGGUGGGCGCAGGGCGAGGGGGUGGCGGCGGCGCAGCAGGGGCAGCAGCAGUUCCGCCGCCGCCGCCCGCGCCUCCCGCAGCUGGCGGAAAGGACAGCGGAGGCCGCGCGGAUUCCGCAGGGCGGUGGCGGCAGGGGGAGGCGGACGGCUGCAGCAAGUCGUCUGGAAGCGGAAGUAGCGGGAGCGGACUGGUUUCCCCCGAUUUGAGCACCACGGGGGGAAGCAGCAGCGAGGAGCGGUCGUCCGCGGGCGGGGGGGAGCACGAGGCGGAGUGUAACGGUAACGGGGUUCUCCAUACGGAGGAUAGGCGGAGCGAAGAGUCCUCCUCUUCCGAGCAAGGGGCGGAGGGGGAAAAAGCGGGGGAGGCAGACGCGGAGAGGGCGGGGAGAGGCGGGAGUCCGGGGAAGGCUGCGGGGGAGGGGGGCGCAGGUGGGGCGGGAGGUGGGGGGAGUGUGUGGUCGGUGCGUAGCGCCAAUGUGUCAUUUGCUGCGGUUUUACUGGGGAAGGCGGAGGAAGGCGCGGCUGCUGGGGGAAGUCCUGAAGGCGCGGAGGGCGCAGCGGGAGUGCCCUCAGAGGGAGGCGCGGGAGAGACUGGCGGAGGGGCGGGGGGAGUGGCAGGCGGAGCAGGCGCAGCAGGGGUGGCGGAGGCGAGCAAGGAAGAACCCCGCUCGGACUCAGCUAGCGCUUCUGCUAGCACUGACGUACCGGCUUCUGUGGCAGGAGCAACAGUACCAGCGCCAGGGGAAACCCGCUCAAGUAGCCCUCCAAAAGAGGGUAAACCAGCGGCUAAAGCCCCGAGUGCGAGCGGGGAGAAGGCUGGUGACGAGGAGGAGGAGGGGUGGAUUAAAGUGUCUAGCGGACCCAAGGAGAAGGCGCAAGGGAGGGGCGGAGCAGGGGGGGCGGCGGGAGCUGCUGCGGGGGCGGGCGGAAGGGGGGGGCGGAGGGCGAGUGGGGAGGAGAAAUCCGCGGGUGUGUGGGUGAAGAGGGGGGCGCCGGCUGCAGGAGGGGGCAAGGAAGGUAAGGGCGGGGGAAAGAAGGGGGCGGGCAAAGGGGCGGAUAGGACCGCAGGGGGUGCAACUAUUGCUGGUGUGGGGGCUGCUGCUGGUGCAACGGGUGGUGCUGCAGGCAGUGCUGCUUCUACCACAGCUGUAGCGGCACGCUCUGGUGGGGAGGACGGGCAGGCAGCAGGUGCCUCUGCCGGCGCUGGCGCUGCUACAGCCGCGAGCGACGCAGCUGCUGCUGCUACAGCCGCGGAUGGGAAACCGCUGGCAGCGGCACCACAGCCGGCGAGGUCCCGGCGCCCGGCGUGGCAGGGGAACGACGCGGCGAUACUGAAGCGUCUGGGCGACAGCGGGGCGGGGCAGGGAAGCACAGGCCAGGCAGGCGGUGGCGCUGGGUCUGCUGAAGGGAGAAGCCAGAAGCACCAGGGGUCGCAGUCGCAGUCUCAUGGCGCCAGUGGGAAGCAGGACGGGCAGAGACAGCAGCAGGGGCAGCAGGGUAGGGGGGGAAAGCAGGCAGGGAAGCCUGGAGAGCAGGCUGGUGCUGGGGAGAAGGGGAAGGACGGGAGGAAGGUUGAGAGUGGCAAGACAGGGGAUAAGGAAGAGGGGGUGGAGAAGGAAGGAGGGUGUGAGAAACCCGGGGAGGGUGGGACGGGGGGGCCGAAGGGGAAGACCCAGGGGGGUGAGAGUGAGGGUGGUGCUAAGAAGAGCAGUGGUGGUGGAGGGGGAGGAGGAGGAGCGGGGUCUAAAGUUUCUGCUAGGGCGGUGCCGAUCGCAGGGUUCCCGGCGUUCCCGGUGCCACCAGCUGCGCUGCUGCAAAACGCGGCGGCGCUGCAUGGGGAGGUGCUGGCGUAUGCAGAGGAGGUGCGGCCGCCCAGGGAGGCGCGGGUCAGCGCGGAGCAGGCAGUGGCGUGUGUGAGGAGGACGGUCAGAUCGCUGUGGGAAGGAGCCGAUGUUGAGGUGUUUGGUUCAUUCGCCACUGGCCUUGCCCUCGCUCACAGCGAUGUUGACGUGGCAGUGAUUAACGCACCUCCUCCACCCGCUGACCUACCAGAGCUCGCGACCCUGUCAGGUGCGCGCAUCAGUGCACCGCUCAUCAGGCAGCUGGCAGCUGCACUGAAGAAGCAGCCGUGGUGCGAGAGCCUGCACACCAUUGAAACCGCCCGCAUCCCCGUCAUCAAACUUAAGUGCCGCCCGCUGCCGCCCGCUUCCGCCGAAGGAGCAGAGGAAGAGAAGGAGAAGGCCCCAUCGACUCCUGAGCGGGGCGCUGGGUCUUCAGGCUCUUCUGGUUCCACAGAGGGGAGCGGUGGCGCGUCGGUGGUGGGAGAGAGCGAAGCAGGAGAGGCAAACGGCACAGCGGCGGCAGCAGCAGGUUCGGCAGCCACGGCGCUGAAGCCGUCUGCUUCGGCGUCGGACCUGGUGGGGCCGAGCGUGCAGGGAGUGGUUCGGAUGGACAUAACGUUCUCCCUGUCGCGGCCCAAGGCCAUGGAGGUGUCUGAUGCUGCCAGCAGGGUGCUGGCGGGGAAGCUGGACGAGGCUGCUGCGGCUCACAACGGAUCAGCGGCCAGGGAGCUGGUUAUUGAGCGGCUCAAGAAGAUGCCCGCCCUCGCCCCCCUGGUGCUGCUGAUGAAGUCCUACCUGCACCACCGGGGUCUCAAGGAUGUCUACACUGGCGGGCUCGGGUCCUUCUCCCUCACCAUGAUGCUCGUCUUUUACCUGGAGAGAGCCCCUGUCGCAUGUGGCAUGUUUCACCCUCCUGCUGCUGCUCCUGCUGAGGCAGCAGCCAAGUCACCAGGAUCCAAGUUUGCAGAUUCUAAG